CCCAGGCCCCUCGCUCCGUGGCUCGUCUUUCUCCUCGCCCGAGCGCCGCCACCCCUCCGUCCCCAUCCCGACUGCCUAGCGCCCCACCCCCCUAGCUCGUCUUCCUCCUCGCGCGAGCGCCUCCACCUCAGAUUAGGUUUUAAAAUGGAUGAAAUAAAAUUCUUUGUUCGACGGAUAUAGCAUGGCCUACCUGAGAAGGAAGUGUUCCUGUGCAAGGAGAAAAUCCCCUUUCUUUGCGCCUUUUGGUUUAUCGGUCUCUUUUACAGAUGCAGGGACAGAGACGUUAAACAUUUUAGUUGGAACAAAGUCUUCUUUCUGCAGUUGAAGGGUUUGUUCCUUUGGUGUUAACUAUUUGAACACAAUACAGAUUUAGGCUUUUGGUCUGCCUGACUGAUCUCAAAUAAUGGCGGAGCACUUGGCUUCAAUAUUUGGUACGGAGAAAGAUAGGGUGAACUGUCCAUUUUACUUCAAGAUUGGAGCUUGCCGUCAUGGGGAUCGCUGCUCUCGAAUCCAUAACAGGCCAACCAUAUCACCGACAAUUGUGCUUAUGAAUAUGUAUCAGCGCCCUGAUAUGAUUACUCCUGGGGUUGAUGCUCAAGGCCAGCCAAUUGAUCCCCGCAAGAUGCAGGAGCAUUUUGAAGAUUUCUAUGAGGAUAUCUUUGAGGAACUGAGCAAGUUUGGCGAGAUCGAGACCCUCAACGUCUGUGAUAACCUUUCUGAUCACAUGAUCGGCAAUGUUUAUGUCCAGUUCAGGGAGGAAGAUCAGGCUGCAGCAGCUCAUACAGCCCUUCAGGGUCGAUUUUACUCUGGCCGUCUAAUAAUUGUUGACUUCUCCCCUGUGACUGACUUCCGUGAAGCGACCUGCAGGCAGUAUGAGGAGAAUACCUGCACUCGUGGCGGACACUGCAAUUUCAUGCAUGUGAAACAGAUAGGUAAGGAUCUCAGGAAAAAACUCUUUGGGCGUUACAGAAGGUCGCACCGAGGAAGGAGCCGCAGCCCAAGCCCACACCACAGGAGAGAGCGUCGUGACCGUGAUGACUAUCGAGGCCGUGAUGAUUACCGCCGUGGUGGUGGUGGUGGUGGCGGUGGACGGAGGGGUGGGAGCAGCAGGAACGAAAGGCAUGAUGAUGGAGGAAGGCGUAGGUACGGGGGCAGCCCCCCAAGGCGGGCAAGAAGCCCUGUCAGGGAGAACAGCGAAGAGCGUAGAGCCAAGAUCGAACAGUGGAAUCGUGAAAAGGAGGCGAAGUAAGGGGUGACCAUUAUCGUCUGCGUGUUUGUUCGCUUUGUCAUUCUAUAUAUGGACUUCGCUCUCUAGUGGGUACUAUGUUUAAUUUGCCUCUAUUCUGUAACUGUCUCUAUUUGGUCGCCAGAUGUUGAAAUUGUCAUUGUUGUGCUGCUGGAAACCUUUUGUCAGGCAUAUAUUUUGGUAUUGUAGUCAUUUGAAAACUUAUGCUUCUAUGCUGAAUACGGAGUAGUCAGAAUUGCUUGCCAUGAUUCUGACGCUGGUUGUAUCAACUUUGUGGCCUAUUACUGUUACUCCUUCCGUCUCAUAUUAA
Brachypodium distachyon (stiff brome) is the source of this 1556-nucleotide messenger RNA. Its product is annotated as splicing factor U2af small subunit B. Gene Ontology annotation, molecular function: metal ion binding; pre-mRNA 3'-splice site binding. Gene Ontology annotation, biological process: mRNA splicing, via spliceosome. The record is from RefSeq and is a predicted model, not a curated record. NCBI's taxonomy places the organism in Eukaryota, Viridiplantae, Streptophyta, Magnoliopsida, Poales, Poaceae. Bases 404 to 1249 code for a protein of 281 amino acids. The transcript has 3 exons. Gene Ontology annotation, cellular component: spliceosomal complex; U2AF complex.